Molecule: messenger RNA, 534 nt
Organism: Encephalitozoon romaleae SJ-2008
Lineage: Eukaryota; Fungi; Microsporidia; Unikaryonidae
Exons: 1
Coding region: 1-534 (177 amino acids)
Source: RefSeq, a predicted model, not a curated record
AUGUGGGUAAUUUUUCUCCAAGGUUUUCAAAAACUCAACCUUUAUAUUUUUAUUGGAACGCGUAUAGGGGAAAUGUAUAAAUGCUUCGAAGAUUCUAAUUGUAUGAAACUGCCCCAGCUACUUAUUGCGGCAAGUAUUAUGCUUCUAGUGACAUUAAUAAUAAUAGCUUGUGAAGUCCUUCUUAAUAGAUCUGAAGAAAGUGGCAUUGUAAAGACCAAGUCACGAAAUAAUAAUGCCCAAGAUGAACACCAAACACCAGCCCAAAGGAUAAUUAGAGCAUUGUUUAGAGUAAUCACAGGCAUGGCAGUAAUAAAAGUUAUAAAGGGUUUGCUCUUUCCAAAUAACAGCAAGCCAGAUGGAGAAAACCCAGAAUCUUUACCAAGCGCUCCACCUCCCUACUCUGCACAUCCUUCACAUCACCUUCAUCAAUUUCCCCCACAUUCCUCGCAUCAACAUUAUAACUUUGGGCAUACAAACCCUCUGGGCUACAACAGUGUUGUGAAUCAAGAACAUGAGAAUUUCAUUAAACGUUAG